AUAAUAAUACCAGUUAACAUUAACAUUAAUCUUCUAAUACUACCACUAUAUACUAUAGUUAUUUUAAAUUUUAUUAGUACACUAACAAGGAUUGAAGGACUUGAGUCUUCCAUUGGUUUGUGUUACUCAGGUCAACUCUAUAUACGUACUUCCUUCCUCCUACUCUCUCCUUGUUUAUUUUUAUUUCAUUUAAUUCAUUGUAUUUUUAAUGUGUUAUGUGGAUAGUGGGAUAUGGAGGAACGGUAUGAGCCAAUCAAGGACCUUGGUUCUGGAAAUUUCGGAGUUGCUAGGUUGGCUAAAGACAAGAAAACAGGGGAGCUUGUUGCUGUUAAAUACAUUCAAAGGGGUAAAAAGAUUGACGAGAAUGUUCAAAGGGAGAUAAUUAACCACCGAUCUCUAAGGCACCCUAACAUUAUCAGGUUCAAAGAGGUGUUUCUCACUCCAACUCAUUUAGCUAUUGUUCUGGAAUAUGCUGCUGGUGGUGAACUCUUUGGGAGGAUUUGCACAGCUGGUCGAUUUAGCGAAGAUGAGGCAAGAUUUUUCUUCCAGCAACUCAUAUCUGGAGUUAGCUACUGUCAUUCAAUGCAAAUUUGUCAUAGAGAUCUGAAACUGGAAAACACUCUCUUGGACGGUAAUCCGGCACCUCGACUUAAGAUUUGUGACUUCGGUUUCUCCAAGUCUGCAUUGCUGCAUUCGCAGCCUAAGUCAACAGUUGGAACACCAGCAUAUAUUGCUCCAGAGGUUUUGUCUCGAAAGGAGUAUGAUGGAAAGAUUGCAGAUGUUUGGUCAUGUGGGGUGACUCUGUAUGUAAUGUUAGUUGGAGCAUACCCAUUUGAAGAUCCAGAAGAUCCUAGAGACUUCAGAAAGACUAUUGGGAGAAUAAUGAGCGUGCAGUAUUCUAUACCUGAUUAUGUGCGUCUUUCUUCAGAGUGUAGGCAUCUUCUCACUUGCAUUUUUGUUGCCAAUCCAGCCAAGAGGAUUACUAUUCCGGAGAUAAAACAGCACACAUGGUUCUUGAAGAACUUGCCUAGAGAGAUAAUUGAGGCUGAUAGAAGAAUCAAUCAAGAAAGUGGGAAGGAGGAGCCACCAAGCCAAAGUGUUGAAGAAAUCAUGCGUAUAGUCAAAGAGGCAAGGAAACCAUAUCCAGGAUUAAAAUUGGAUUCUGAAGUUGUUGAAGCUAAAGAGGAACUUAAUGUUAAUGGAGAUUCUGUGAAACCUCUUUUAUCCUUAAAUUAAUUAUUACUGUCUUUAAUUUUUCUUGAUUUAGGGUUGUGUUUUAUAAGUCAAUGUUGUG
Molecule: messenger RNA, 1294 nt
Organism: Arachis ipaensis
Lineage: Eukaryota; Viridiplantae; Streptophyta; Magnoliopsida; Fabales; Fabaceae
Source: RefSeq, a predicted model, not a curated record